Molecule: messenger RNA, 2018 nt
Organism: Tribolium castaneum (red flour beetle)
Lineage: Eukaryota; Metazoa; Arthropoda; Insecta; Coleoptera; Tenebrionidae
Gene: Tif-IA
Product: Tif-IA
Exons: 7
Coding region: 166-1950 (594 amino acids)
Biological process (GO): transcription initiation at RNA polymerase I promoter
Cellular component (GO): nucleus
Molecular function (GO): RNA polymerase I core binding; RNA polymerase I general transcription initiation factor activity
Source: RefSeq, a predicted model, not a curated record
UUGCCAACCAAGCAACUUCGAAAAGCCACAACAAAUAACCCUAGACGCAGACGUCAAACCACACGUUUUUCUCCUAACCUGUAAAAGAUGUGAUUUAAAUAACAUUGUGAAAUACUGUUUUUAUUGAUUGACUGUGACUGAACCGUUGCUUUAAUUUAUAUCAUUAUGUCUUUAUUCUCGGCCCCCACGAAGUCAACGACCCCUUCCUCGAUCCUGAAGAAAACCCCAAGUCUCAAAUCGACAUUAAACCGCUCCUUGAAAGUGAACACACCCACUAAAGUCCGAUUUAUUUUACCACACUCUAAAAAAGUGCGCCACAUAUUGAAGGACUACAUCAAACACGGAAAUGCAAAGGAUUAUGAAAAUUUAGUGUGCCUAAUUCGCGAUGCCGAACUGUUUGAUGACGAUAUUUCCUCACUGUUGAAGGAAGCGACUGAGUGUAUUUCAAUAAUGAAGCAGGAGUUACGUCUUUUUGUAGAAGCACUCCUUUCAGUUGACUGGAUCGAAAGAAACGAAAAUGUAGUUAAGGAGUAUCAGUCAUUUAUUGCGAACUUAGUCGCUGCACAUAACUAUCACGCAGAUUUUGUGAUAAAUAAAUUAGUCACAUUGUUUUUUCCCCCUCUAACAGACCCUGAAUGGGAAAAUGGAACCCCCAGUAAAACGGAUAUUCUGAAGUGCCAACACGUCCACUCCCUCCUCUGUGAACUUCUAAGAACAGUCCCUUUGUGCAACGAAUUGCUAAUCCACGCCCUGAUCGACCACUUCCCUUACAUGAACAAAUCGACCCACAUCCACGAAUACUACAUCCAGAACCUCCUCUGGGUCAUCUGCUACCAGCCCACUCUCAGACCCAACAUCCUCCACUUAAUUUUCUCAAAACUGAUCAUCAUGGACGUGAGUGCGCCCCGCGAGGAAAUCGCGAAACUUGAAGAGGAGGAAAUUUUCAUGAUGGACGAGAGCAAAACAAACACUACGAUAAAUCUGGACUGCGUCCAUUCAAUGGCACACACUUUGGACGUUUGCCUGGAUAAAGUGUUCAAUUACAUUUACUCCGAGUGCCAUGAGCCGGGCACUAAUGACUUGAAUUGGGGCAAAACCAAGUCUUUAUACCAGGAUAUUUUGACGGUCUUUGAUCAGUCGAUCCUGCCAACUUACAAUACUCAUCACGUCCAGUUUGUUAUGUUUGUGCUGUGUUCCUUUAAAACGACGUUAACGGAGGCGUUUUUUAAUUACUUGUGGAAGAAGGUGUGCAAUCCGAACGUCGCGUCGGUGAUUAGACAAGCGGCGGUUAAUUAUAUUGUCAGUUUUAUAGCGAGAGCCACUUUCGUCCCCCUUACCAUGUUGAAGGGGACUUUGCAACAAAUGGCCGAAUGGAUCCACUCGUAUAUCGCCACUCAGGACGGCCUAGAGUGCGUCAAUUCGGACCUAAGGCUCCACUCUGUCUUCUACACAGUGUGUCAAGCCCUCUUUUAUGUGAUUUCGUUCCGGCACAAGGAUUUAGUCAACACAAAAAAAAAUGUCGUAUUUUUGGAGAGUCUGAACUUGGCGAAAAUCGUAACCAGUCGGUUAAACCCGUUGCGGGUUUGCCAACCUGCAGUCGUGCAAAAUUUCGCUGCUAUUACCCGAAAGUACCAACUAGCCUAUUGUUACUCAAUCAUUGAACACAAUUCGAGGAACACUUUACCGACUGUUUAUAGAGACGAGAAAGGUUUUGUGACAGUUUCAAGUAACGUCCUAGAGGCGUGUUACCCGUUUGAUCCUUUUGUUUUAUCAAGGUCGAGUGCGAAAGUGCACCCGUUUUAUCGGGACUACAAGGAGGUGAGUUUUGAGGUAAACGAUUCAGAAAUGAGGGAAAUUGGGGACGUUGACGAUUUCCUCGAGAAUGACUUUAACUCAAAAACGCAGAAAUUCUCAUACGGGACUUCGCCAGGGUUUAAAUUUAAGGGCUAAUGUGAUACUGAUUUAUGCAAGAUGUUAUUUAUUAAUUUGAUAGGAAAAUAAAGUUUCUCAAAAUAUGA